Pundamilia nyererei is the source of this 3294-nucleotide messenger RNA. RefSeq names its product TATA box binding protein (Tbp)-associated factor, RNA polymerase I, B (gene taf1b). NCBI's taxonomy places the organism in Eukaryota, Metazoa, Chordata, Actinopteri, Cichliformes, Cichlidae. The record is from RefSeq and is a predicted model, not a curated record. Gene Ontology annotation, cellular component: RNA polymerase transcription factor SL1 complex; RNA polymerase I core factor complex. The transcript has 15 exons. Gene Ontology annotation, biological process: nucleolar large rRNA transcription by RNA polymerase I; RNA polymerase I preinitiation complex assembly. Bases 174 to 2003 code for a protein of 609 amino acids. Gene Ontology annotation, molecular function: RNA polymerase I core promoter sequence-specific DNA binding.
GUAGUUGAAGUAUGUAAUCUGGCCUGUGGUUGCAGCAGAGAGGCGUUCAGUCUCACAGAAAUCAUGCGCGAAGAAGAAGAGUCCCAGCGUCUCCAACCAGAGGCACGUGCGGUUGUAACAAAGUGCUGACAAAAUCCAAACUUUCGUGUUAAAGCUGCAGUUUUCUACUCAGGAUGGAUGACGAACACACGGCCGAGUACACGGUGCCCUGUGCCCAGUGUUCAGCAGUGGACUGGGGCAUUUCGGACGAGGGUCGCUUCUACUGCAGGUCCUGCCACAACGUGAUCGAGAGGACCCGGGAGGUGGUGGACCUGUCCUUCUUAAAGUUGUCCAGCAGGGUGUCGACCAUCAGAGGACCCCGCAAGAAGCAGGCCGAGCGUGGUCACGUGUGGAUGGUCUGCGAGGGUUUCCAGUUCAUCCUGAAGAACCAGGCCGAUGCUCUGCUCGCGCUUGGAGUCCAUCCUCAAUUUAAGGAUGAUGUGCUGUGUCCUCUGUGGAGGUGUUACCUGCAGAAAAGUCGCCAGGCCUACACCCACGACCCCGUGAGGAGCUGCAAGUUCAGAGUGAGAGCUGUGGGCUCUGACUUGGAGAGCGCCAGCGAGGGGAUCAGCUGCACAGAUGGCGAGUCGAACCCAGCAAGCACGGCGGGCUCAAACACAGAGAAUUCUGGUUUUUGGUCCGGCUCCUCGGACACCCUCACCUACCUGUCGGCCAGGAAGAAGCGGAGCCAGAGUCUGCUGAGCAUGAAGAAGACACUGUCUCUGAUCUACCUAGCUCUGGUGUGGAGCCGUGAGGCGCUGACGCUCAGCGACCUGCUCAGGCUUGUGAAUGAGGGUCACAUCCCGUACUUGAACGCCUAUGAGCAGCUUCCCGAGGAGAUGAAAGUCACGGGGAAGGACUCCCUCAUCUUUGUAGUUGAGACGGUCCCGUCUCAUCACGCCGUUCAUAAAGAGGCCGAGACUCUCAUUCAGUUCCUGCAGCUGCCUGCUUUUCCUCCAAUCAGUCAGCAGACCCUGCUGCACCCGGCGCUGCUCAGCCUCAGAUACCUGUCCGAUGUCAACCUGCCCGAUGAGCUCCACCCCUGGGUCUGCAGGCUGUUGGAGCACACCGGUAUGAUGGAUCAAACGCUCCACACAUUUGACCCCCGCAAUCACCCCACCCUGCCACGGUAUGACGUGCAAGCCGCUGCCCUCAUCAUCGUCACUCUGAAGCUGUUCUUUUGCCUGGACGACAUGACCGAGUGGCAUCUGUCCAAUGAUCUUGGACGACAGAAGGACUCAGGUAAGGUGUUUAACCUGAGGAGGUGGUACAAAGUGAUGCAGGCCGCUCUGAUUCGAGCUCAAGAGAGGAGAGACCAGAAUGUCUCCAGGAAGCAGUGGAAGUCAAAGAAACAAAUUUACCCAAACAAGAAAGAAAAGUGUUCGAUGAUUAAAAAAAAAAGAAUUGCAGAGCAGGUCCAGCUGUGUUUCGAGAAGCUGACUUCCUGUCCAUCGGGGCUCCAGGACGUAGGACCAUCGAGCUUCAUAUUCUGCUGGGGGGACGAGGAGGAAUCAGACGGUCCCAGUCUGCACCACAUGAAGCUGGACGAGGUCGUGACCCGUAGAUACGACUUCCUGACUCCGCUGAACGACAUAUACUGGCACCCGGCGCUCAGACGCUGCUUGUGCUACAACAGUCAUUACAAGGAGGUGGAGGCAACGCUGCCACGCUCCUUCAUCUGGCUGCUGCAGCUUUUCGCCUUCAUGUUGGACGUGAAGCCGUUUUGCCUCUAUGAGGAGGUCCUGAGUGUGGAGAGGAGGAUCUUUGACACCAGACUGUACAGAGGGAAGAGCAAGGCCAAUGCCGGGUCUUCGGCUGAGACCGCCGGGGCUUCACCCGAGGCCCAGGCUUCACUCAACACCCGGACGUCACCAAGGAGGACCCGGACAUCACCCAGGACGGCUGAGGCUUCAGUCGGGACCUGGGCUUCACACAGGAAGCGGCAGCGAAGUAGGAAGAGCUGAGAACUUGCAGCAUCUGUGGGACAUUUGGCUGUUUCUGCUACCUCCGUGUUUUUGUUUAAACCAAAGACAUUUUUAAUAAACCUAAAAGGGCUGCUCUUGUCUUUGAUUAAUUGCAUUAAAACUGAUUUUUCUGUCAAUAGGAAGAAAAUUUGAUCAGAGCGUUUCCUAAAAAGGAGAGAGAUCUCUCUAAAGGAGGAAAAGAUUUGUAGUUUGAACAACAGGAUCUGAUGGAGAGUCGCAGCAUCGGGUUGGGAAUGGUAUCUGCAGGCGGGGAGCACGCAGUACCUGGAAGACUAAUGGAUGUGUGGCAUGUGAUGAGGGUGUAGUUCUGCGUGUGUGUGGAUGGAGCUGGAAAAGCUUUUAAAUUGUGUAGAUUUAAAGUUGUUAAACUUGCUGUCCUGAAUAUUUGAGCAGACUGUGUGACUCUCCAGGGGACUGCCCUGUGUGCCGUGGAUGAACAGGAGUGCUGCACUGACUAAGAGUGACCAGCAGGAGGUGAUGUUCAAUCACACUAAUGGAGAGCAGCCUGUUACAGGUAGCACACACUGAAACUGCUGAGGUCCAUUACAGCAGCAGCGCCGAGCAGCUGGCCAGAUGUUUGUGGAAAAGUUGAGCUCAGAGCUUCUUUUGGCUGCUUGAUUCUGUGGCUCCUCCUCCUCCCUCUGCAGCUGAAUGUUUUUUGGGCGAGUUUGAGAUCUUCUGGCUUCAGAAGCUAGAAAACAGCUUGCGGUUGUAGUAUGAAGGGUGGAGGCAGCUGUAGUUUAGAGGAGCUAAGGACUUAUUUACCUCAGCUGACCUCCAUCUGACACAGGGUGACCUUUACUUCAUGUACAGUCUGCUAAUAUAUCUUGACUUGAUUGAAAUGAUUGUGAACAGCUGUCUCUGCUGCUGGGCAGAUGGCGGCAGCAGCAGCAGAAACAGCUGUACUAACCCUAACUGUUGACCAACCAAAGGUUAAAGGUGAAGCAGUGUUUCAGGUCUUACUCUGGUCUGUUACUUGUGUCAGUCCUGAGGAAGCGGAACUGCUCACCUCUGGUUUCCACCUGCAGAAGAAGAAACUGUGGCCAACACGUGACCUUUUGUAAUGUUUUCUUACUAUAAACCCCUGAAUUGUGCAGGUUUAGCUCAUAACUUAUCUUUGUGUUUAUAUGUGUAAAAACCACAACCAAUAUAGUCUUCACUCUCACAACGUCAUACAAAUGAUUUUUUUUUUCUUAAAAUCAAAACAGAACAUGGGAAAAGAGACUUUGAAAUACGCUGUGCCUGUUUCUUGGAAUUAUCUAUAGAAGGA